UAAAUGCCUUUAAAAUAUUAUGGCUAGCAAGCACAUUAUAAUUUCAUUACUGAACGGCAAAGUAAACAUUUUAUUUUGGCUUUCUAAGUGCACAUCCUGGACUUAACUACAUUUCUCAUAUACCCUUCAACAACUCUUUAAUUUAUUUAUUUCCGUAAUGGCUCGGCAUAGAACAAUACGCAACAACAAAAGUUAUGACUAUUCUGAUGAUGAUGACGUGUACGGACAGUCCUAUGAAGAUGACUAUGGUGUGUCUCCUGGAACAAUGGCCCAGUAUUCAUACUCUCGAUCCAGAGGCAAGGAAGUUCAAAUAAGCUCCUAUAUGCCCUCGGAGGAGACUGUUGAGGAGGAAAUAUGGGAAGAUGAUGUUUGUUUUGCAUCUUCCGCUGCACAUCAGCGUCAUCGUUCCAGUGGUUCCGUGGACACAAGCACCGUUGAGCCACUUAUAUUAGAUGCGUGUUUGGAGCAAAUUAGGGAUGCUGUGGGUGAAAGCUACUCGGAAAACCAAAUGAGACUCGCCUCUGUUAAGUUCCAGUGUAAUUAUGAAAAAGCAAUCGACUAUUUGCUUAAUCUUUCCAACAGUGAACCUGGCAGCUCACAGGGGAAAUCUAAAACUGCUGCUGAAAAACAAGUAGCUCAGAAUUCUAAUGAUGAAGUGGGGUUGCCUCAAAGAUUGCCCCGCACAAGCGGACGUGGAAAGUCUGUUUUAGUGAUAACAAAGCAAGAUGACACUUCUAAACAUCUCGCCUCACCAAUUCCCGCUAAAAAGAAUGAGUUAAAUGUGACAAAAGUGGAGUCCAACUCAACAACUCCAGUCAAAACCGGUUUUGUAAUGUCUCCGAAUCGAUUAAAUCAACCCAAAACACCUGUACCUCAUAUGAACGGAGGUCUAGAUCCAGAAGCAAAGUCUUCUUCACAGCAAGAAUCAAAACCUGUUUCUCUUUUGACACCCAACAGGAAGAACAAACUUCAAUCUACCCCCGUUUCAACUCCCAGCAAACAAAACAAAUCAACCAUCGAUUACAAGAAAGAAUAUGAAAAGCGUGAAAUAGAUGAGAAGCCACAGAUAAGCUUGGUGGUGAUAGGUCAUGUAGAUGCUGGCAAAUCAACCAUGAUGGGACAUCUCUUGUACCAGCAAGGUGUUGUAUCAAAGAGACUUAUACACAAGUAUGAACAGGAAUCCAAGAAAAUAGGCAAAUCGUCAUUCGCAUAUGCAUGGGUGCUUGACGAAACUGGUGAAGAAAGAUCACGCGGAGUUACAAUGGAUGUUGCUCAUAAUAGAUUUGAAACCGAACAUCGAGUCAUCACUUUAAUGGAUGCACCAGGACAUAGAGAUUUUAUUCCCAACAUGAUUACAGGUGCCUCAGAGGCAGACGUUGCUGUAUUAGUGAUUGGAGCAAGCACAGGAGAGUUUGAAGCUGGCUUUGGCAUCGGUGGACAAACUCGUGAACAUGCACUGCUUAUUCGAUCACUAGGUGUCUCACAACUUGCAGUUGCUGUGAAUAAACUCGACACUUUAAAUUGGAGUCAAAAGAGAUUUAUUGAAAUUGUUGAAAAAAUGAAACAAUUUUUAAAGCAAGCUGGUUUUAAAGAUAGUGAUGUUACAUAUGUCCCUGUGAGUGGUUUACUUGGGGAAAACCUCAUCUCAAAGGCCACAGAUCCCCAACUAACGUCGUGGUAUAAUGGUCCAUCACUAAUUGAUGUAAUUGAUAAAUUCCGAGCCCCACAAAGACCAAUUGAGCUUCCGUUCCGAUUUUGUGUGAAUGAUGUUUUUCGUGGACAAGGUAGUGGAAUUUCAAUCAAUGGUAAAAUAGAAUCUGGUGGAAUCAGCCCCGGUACCAAGGUCAUAGUAAUGCCUGCCGGUGAAAAGGGAUUAAUCAAAGGAGUUGAAUCUAAUGAUGGAAUUUCCAAUGCUGAGUUUGCAUUGGCUGGUGAGCAUGCCACACUUACAUUACAUGGAGUGGAUAUUAUGAAAGUCACCACUGGAAGUGUAAUCUGUGAUAUUGACAAUCCAAUUCGUGCAAUAACUCGUCUGCAAGCAAGGGUGAUAGUUUUUAAUAUUGAAGUUCCGAUCACGCGAGGAUUUCCCGUCGAACUCCAUUACAAAUCCGUCCACGAGCCAGCGGUGAUCCGCAGGUUGUUAAGUCAACUUCAUAAAAGCACCGGUGAAGUUAUUGCGAAAAAACCAAAGUUUAUUUUAAAGGGUCAAAAUGCUCUUGUUGAAGUAGAGCUUACUCGACCGGUAUGCCUGGAAGAAUAUAGUUCCCUCAAAGAGCUUGGCAGAUUCACAUUAAGAUAUGGUGGUUCUACUAUCGCAGCGUGUGUGGUAACGCAGCUGUUGCGCUAGUCACAAUUCUAUACAACCGGAUUUUAACUUGGGUAAUGUCAGUUGAAGUCAAUAGCGUCUCGAAUCCUAGGUUAACAUUUUUUUGGGACAUUUACUGUUAUGUUUAAAGUUGGUUUUAGCUACAACACCGCGCAUCGUAUUUAUUGUCAUGAUCAUUAUUUGAAACUGUGAUUAAUGUUCAUAUUAAUUUUGUGAAAAUACGGGGGACUUAGCGUGUACAGCUGUUGACUGUUUUUCAAAAUUUGUUGCAAAAUUAUGAUUGUUAUACGGGCGGUAAAAAGUCUGUGGGUAAAUAAUCAUUUACUAAAUGUCAGGCAAGGUAUUUACAAACCGAAAUGGGCAAAAGAAAAUAUUUUUGCACCGGCACAUAUUUUUUAAUUAUUAGGUAAUUUUUGCUAGAUUAAAUAGUGCUUUAUUUUAAGGAUAUAAAACACUCGUUAUGGUGUAAACGCUGCUCUUGUUAGACUGAAAGCCUUCCAUGCAUUUACGGUCUGGUUUACACUGUUUUGCAUUUUGCCGUUUAAUUGUCAUGACAUGGUUAUCUAUUCUGGAAUUGUUUGGUGAAUUACUGUUUUGUCUGGUCGGUACUUUAAUGUUUGGAUUCGCGCGUUGUGGUAUAUAUAUAUAGAAAUUUAUCGGUGCAAUGGUUAUUGCGUUUCUAGCACUCUACAGCGAUCUCCCAAGUUUCGGAGUGUUUCACCUUAUACAGUAAAAAUGACAUAAUUUGCCGUUA
Messenger RNA from Ciona intestinalis (vase tunicate), 3080 nucleotides. RefSeq names its product HBS1-like protein. NCBI's taxonomy places the organism in Eukaryota, Metazoa, Chordata, Ascidiacea, Phlebobranchia, Cionidae. The record is from RefSeq and is a predicted model, not a curated record. Gene Ontology annotation, molecular function: GTPase activity; GTP binding.